AUGAAUUUUACAAUUUAUGCAGACCCAGCUGUGUGCAUUAAGUUCUCUGAGCAACAAGAGGUAUCUUAUGUUGUAGUUUGUUUUAUUUGAGUGACCUUUCGUGUGGCAGAGGAGGCAUCCGCUGGGGAAAAAAAGUCCCUAAUUGAUUGCUUUUGCCUCAACAGGUUGCGACCAGUUCUUCUUCAAACAUCCAGAAUCCGCUUCCCCUCACAUCGUGGUCCGCUACAAAGACUUCUAUAAAUGAAGGCAGACUCUACAAAACAGACGGGAAAAGAAGAGCUCGAAACGUGGAGAGCAGUCGAAAAUACAGGAAGAGGAGGUAACCGUGAAAUCAUUGACCUACAUGUUAUGAAGUACCUUUAACAAAGUUGAAAACUGUUAACUUUCAAGAGAAUUUGAAUUCUGUCCUGUUCAGAAAUUUUCUGUGCAGAUUUUUGCGAGGAAAUAUCGUUUCAUAGUGACAUGGUGGAACUACUGAAACACCUCGGCAGUAGACUGCAAGUGCUUGAGACUUCUGCAGCCAGUUUUCUUUUCUUUCAGGAGGGAACGCUUUCAAAGUUUGGAGCAGGCAAAUAAAAGACUACAGGAACAGAUCGAUGAAGUAGACAGACAACUACAGCAGCUAAAUUAUGCUUUUCAUUUAUUUGUACAGCAUGCUGAGUGUUGCGAGCACUGCUGCAAUAUCAGGAUAGGUGAAUAA
This is a messenger RNA of Pocillopora meandrina, 700 nucleotides long. Lineage: Eukaryota; Metazoa; Cnidaria; Anthozoa; Scleractinia; Pocilloporidae. The record is from the annotation of a GenBank genome assembly.